This is a messenger RNA of Chrysochloris asiatica (Cape golden mole), 792 nucleotides long. Its product is annotated as cell surface glycoprotein CD200 receptor 1-like. Gene Ontology annotation, cellular component: external side of plasma membrane. The record is from RefSeq and is a predicted model, not a curated record. Lineage: Eukaryota; Metazoa; Chordata; Mammalia; Afrosoricida; Chrysochloridae. Gene Ontology annotation, biological process: regulation of neuroinflammatory response. Bases 1 to 792 code for a protein of 263 amino acids. The transcript has 5 exons. Gene Ontology annotation, molecular function: signaling receptor activity.
AUGGUAAGUUGGAAGAUAACCCACAGAAACCAAACUAACUGCCUGAAAGCCUACAGGAGAGAUAGAGAUGAGACAGUGGAUACCAACUGUACUGAUACAGGAGUAACCUGGGCCUCCAGACCUGACCAGAAUCCUGCCCUUCUCAUUGACCCAGUGACCUUCAUGCAUGAGGGGAUUUACAGCUGUGAAAUGGUCACAACUAAAGCGAAUUUCCAACAUGACUAUCACCUUCAUGUGCCUGUGCCCCUUGAGGUGAGCAUAUUUCAAAAUGAUACUAGAACUGUGGUAUGCAAGGCAGUUUCAGGGAAGCCAGCUGCAUGGAUCACUUGGACCCCAGAGGGGAAGUGUGUCACUGAGCAGGAAAAUCAGAAGAAUGGUGGCGUGUUUGUCCAGAGUACAUGCUACUGGGAGAAGGACAAUGUGUCUACUGUGACCUGUUCUGUCUUCCACUGGACUGGAAUCAAGAGUCUGUCCUUAGAACUAAACCCAGGUUCAACUAUUAGUUCAUUUGUGGGUGGAAAUCAGACGGUGCAGGGCAACUCAACACCUUCCGUAUAUGCUUUAACAGCUAAUUCAUUUGUGGAUGGAAAGUCAAUGAUAAGGAACAAUUCAAGACCUCCCACAUCAGGUACACAGGUACAAAGAGGUAUGGAGGGCAGUAGUAUGUAUUCUCCAGAUAAAGCAAUUCCAGUUCAUCUGAGGACAGUUCAACAGAGAAGGCAGUUGAGAGCUUAUAGCAUUCAGCACUAUCACCAGUUGGGAAAUGAGUACAUCUGCUUGCCUGCUUGGUGA